Messenger RNA from Colletotrichum destructivum, 1629 nucleotides. RefSeq names its product Putative cytochrome P450. The record is from RefSeq and is a predicted model, not a curated record. Bases 1 to 1629 code for a protein of 542 amino acids. The transcript has 4 exons. Lineage: Eukaryota; Fungi; Ascomycota; Sordariomycetes; Glomerellales; Glomerellaceae. Gene Ontology annotation, molecular function: iron ion binding; oxidoreductase activity, acting on paired donors, with incorporation or reduction of molecular oxygen; heme binding.
AUGGCCUUGAUCUUGAUCAUGAACACUACAGCAGACACAGCCGAGCGAUUCCUGGACUGUUACUUCUUGAAAGUGCUCAAACGUUUCGUUUCUCUUGUUAUCUUUCUUGUCAUUGUAUACCUGAUACAAACCGAGAUCAUUCGAUACCGCCGAAGAAUCAAAAAUCUUGCUGGUCCCUGUGGAUGGCCCAUUGUCGGCAACCUGUUUCAACAUCCGAAUCAAGUGCCGGCAGAGACUUAUAGACAAUGGGCGGAAAAAUACGGACCAGUAUUUCAGAUCCAGCUUGGAAACACCACAGGUGUCGUUGUCAACUCUGUGGAAUCAGCAAAGCAACUUUUCCUCGGCCAAAGCCACGCAAUGAACUCCCGACCGACCUUUUACGUUUUCCAUAGUAAAGUCAGCAAGGCAGUUACCAGCAUAGGCACCAGCCCCUGGGACGACUCCUGCAAGAGGCGUCGCAAACUCGCGGCUGGUGCUUUAAACCGUCCACGAGUCGAGAGUUACGCGCCCAUUCUAAAUCUCGAGGCGCGGGAGUUUCUCAAAGACUUGUACUCCUUGUGUCAUGACGGCUCCAUUGAGAUCGACUUCCGCCCGGCGGUGCGGCGAUUUGCACUCAACCUGAGUCUGACCUUGAACUACGGCACUAGGGUUUCCAAUGUCAAGUCUCUAGAAGAUGAUCCGCUCUUGGCAGAAAUCAUCUACGUCGAGUCUGAGAUCUCCAAGUUUCGCGACACAGGAAAGAAUUAUGCAAAUUACAUCCCUUUGCUCCGGUACUGGGAGCCAGUCGCCGACUUGAUGGGUCUAGGCUCGACACCGACGAACCAUGCAGCGGACAUUGGCCAUCGAAGGCUGGAGUACAAUGAUGUUCUCUUCAAGCGGCUGAAAGAGGAAGUGGCGCGAGGCGAAGACAAGCCCUGCAUACAAGGUGCUGUCCUGAGAGAUCCGGAGUCCGCAACACUGACUCGAGAGGAGUUAAUCAGCGUCAGUUUGAGCAUGAUGGCUGGUGCCGAUUCAAACCAGCCGACCCUGGCUUGGGCAAUUCUUCUCCUUGCGCAUCGCCCCGACAUCCAGGAGAAAGCUUUCGUAGCCAUCGAGAAUGCCCGAGUUCUCAAACAAGCAUCAAACAACUAUGCUUCUACCAAGGUCGACUAUGUUGACGCACUGACGAAGGAGAUUUCAAGAUACUUUGUUGUUCUGAAGUUGGCUUUGCCAAAAGCCACUUACACGGAUGUAACCUGGGGCGCUGCUAUUAUACCGGCGAACACCUUGGUGUUCUUGAACAGUUGGGCGUAUCCGGAGCUCUUCACCCAACCUGACGUUUUCGCCCCUGAGCGAUGGCUCCCAGAUGCGCCGGACCAGUACGCGCAUCAGUUCGCUUUCGGGAUGGGCGGUCGGAUGUGUGUAGCGUCUCACCUAGCUCAUAAUGCGCUGUACACGGUGUUUUUACACUUGAUCGCGCGAUUCCACAUCCUUCCCGCAGACGGAGAGAACCCCGAAGAGAUCGAUCCGUUAAAGGGUUUAAAGGGGAUCGCGUUCGUGGCCACACCAAGGGGCUUUCGAGCAAGAUUUGUCCCAAGAGAGGGAGCAGGGUUAGAGGCGUGGCUCCAUAACCCCAACGCUGGUUUUUGA